AUGGAGCUCAAGUGCCUUUUGAUGUGGCUCAUGUUUGGAUCCAUCAAGGGGAGCAGAACAGAAGAAUGCCCACUUCUCCAAAGAAUUGAAUUUGCUGAUGUUGCUGCUGAAACUUACCCGUUGGGGAGCAGACUCUAUUAUGAAUGUGACGAUGGCUAUGGGAGAAGAAGCGGGCAGUACCCGGGAAUUGAAUGUCGGAACACAAGUGGGAUUGCUGACUGGUUUUACCGGAAGUUUGAAUGCAUUCAAAAGAAGGUUUUGUUGUCGGCAGCUCCCAUGGUGGAGUUAGAAUUUACACAGAAGCCAGAAAGAGAAACACAGAGUCCUGCACCCAAAGAACAAGAAAACGUUCCAGAAUUUGACCGUAAAGCUUUUUGUGGGGUGCCCAAGACUAUUCCACAUGCCUCUUUAAGACGGAAGGAACGGUAUAAUGUGGGGCAAGUACUACAUUUCAAGUGUCAGAGAGGUUAUGACAAGCGAUCUCCCACCUCGGGCACGAGCACAUGCAAGAAGGUGAAUGGCAAAAUCAUCUGGACCCACCUUGACAUGCGAUGUACCAACAGCAGUAGCCAUAAGGAUGAGUGGCCAUCACAGAUUAUCAAAUCAGGUACAACUUAUCCAUCCUUUUCCUCAUCUAUGAUACUACUAGUGACAGCUAUCUUUUUUGUUCUACUUCUCAUUCCUGCCAUCUUUGUAUGA
Molecule: messenger RNA, 699 nt
Organism: Rhea pennata
Lineage: Eukaryota; Metazoa; Chordata; Aves; Rheiformes; Rheidae
Product: interleukin-2 receptor subunit alpha-like
Exons: 6
Coding region: 1-699 (232 amino acids)
Biological process (GO): inflammatory response
Molecular function (GO): interleukin-2 receptor activity; interleukin-2 binding
Source: RefSeq, a predicted model, not a curated record